Aspergillus lentulus is the source of this 1824-nucleotide messenger RNA. NCBI's taxonomy places the organism in Eukaryota, Fungi, Ascomycota, Eurotiomycetes, Eurotiales, Aspergillaceae. The record is from RefSeq and is a predicted model, not a curated record.
AUGGCUUCCGCCAGCAGAAACUUUGAUGAGUACCGGCUGAACGCUGUCGUUAAUCGCGAUCCAUAUUUUGUCAUCCAUACAUUGUCAGAUGAGCGGCUUCCGCCCGAGCUGCGAAGGCCUGGCAGUGUGCAACGAUGGGAGCGGGAGAAGGAGCUUGGUAAAGGCACCUUCGGUACUGUUUGGUUGGAGGUGCUGCGUUCCGGAAAAGCAUCUGGGCGAGAAGUGAGAGCUGUCAAGAGAAUUCAAAAGAAGUUAAUGAGAGACAAGAGGGAACUAGCUGCGAUGACCGACUUUUCCAGACGCAAGUAUCUUCAUAUUGGGAGCUUCGUGGAAUUCUUCGGCUGGUUUGAAGAUAGCGCGAACAUCUAUAUCGCAAUGGAGUAUUUUCCUUAUGGGACAUUAAGCGACUAUAUCGGCCAAGGUAUUCCAGAAAAUGAGAUUCGAAAGAUCACCGGCCAGCUGUUAGUUGGCCUCGCACUAAUGCAUGAGCAUGACUACACUCAUCGCGACCUGAAACCUGACAAUAUAUUCAUCGAUACACCAGGCCCGGAGUGGUCAGUGAAAAUAGGGGACUUCGGUGUUUCUAAAUAUGUGAAUAGAGGGAUGACCGCGUUACGGACGGGGACAGGCACGCCACUCUAUGAAGCUCCUGAAAUUCAGGGGGACGUCAUACAGGAAACUGAGGAAGAAUACGUGGAGUAUACAAAUAUAGUGGAUAUGUGGUCGUUAAGCUGCGUGGUAUUUGAGAUGGCAGCAAGGGCCGUGUUAUUCCCUAGGUGGCCUCUGGAUUAUAAGAAGCUCUCUGGCCGUUUGUCCGCUGUUGAGGCGCUGAAGCACGAGUGGAUUACCUCGCGCGACCCGCAGCCCUUGACCGGAGAGGUUGUCCAGGAUCCUGGGGCAGCAGCGCCAUCUCCCAAGAAAGACUCUGGACUCAAUAGAGUCGGACAAAGCGGCAGCAGCGGCAAAGUCCAAGCUGCUAACGGUAACGAUAACGAUGCGUUGACGGCAUUAUCCGCAAAAACCCCGCAGGUCAUGUCUUCAAGUGGUGAACAUGGUGAUGGCAACCUAUCUGGCAGCUCGCAACGGCGUACCGUGAUCAGGAGGAUCAGCCAAUCGAACAACAGGGACAAUUUUUCUGCGGGCGAUACACAUCAGACAGAGCCGGCGCCACCCAAGGCCGAGCCAUUGCGGAAUAAGGUGACGCUGCGAAACCCGAAAGCUAUAGUUGGAAGCCUCUCUGGCGCCGAAACGGAUAUCGACGACGAGGCGUUUCGGCUAGAUCUCCCUUUCAGCAUCAAGGUAUACGGCCAUUCAAGCUCGACUCUCUUCAUCAUCAAGAAUGGUAUGAUCUGUCUGGACCAGGCACCUAGCGCGAAUGCCUGGUUUAUUGGAACCAACCACCAAGAACUGCCCUUCCGCGAGGGACUCCAUCCCUACUGUGAGGGACUCCCUCCCUACUGCCUGUUUCCGUACUGGACCUAUCUGCUUAUCAAAAGGGGGAUGCCACAUGGAAUCUACUAUGAGAUUGAAGGAAGUGCUCCGAAACGAUUGCUGAAAAUCGAAUACUACGUGACUCGCUACCAUGUGAUGGAGUACUACUUCCAUUUUCUUGUCAUUAUUGAAGAGGCACGCCCGAAUAUCGUGACCUUCAGGUACUAUGAUGUUCCGGACAACGGGCGAAUGGGAACAGUUGGCGUGCAGGGUCCAGACAAGCACAAGAUGUUCUCCUUCAACCAGCCGAAGAUCAGACGAGGGGUGCAGCUGGUCUUCAACACCACCCCCAAUGUCAACGACGUGCAGGUAUCGGAGUUUCAACCGUACUGA